Messenger RNA from Oppiella nova, 744 nucleotides. Lineage: Eukaryota; Metazoa; Arthropoda; Arachnida; Sarcoptiformes; Oppiidae. The record is from the annotation of a GenBank genome assembly.
GCUUGGAUGUUUGUUGUAUAUGACACACCGGCACAACAUCCCCGCAUAUCGGACUCCGAGUUGCAGUUAAUUAUGGACAACAUAAACGUGUCGUUCCUUAACGCAGAAAAGGCUAGAAAAAAGAUCAUCCCGUGGAAAGCCAUCUUACUGUCCCUUCCCAUGUGGGCCAUAGCUGUAGCCAAGUUUUGCGGCGCGUGGGGUAACCUAAUGCUGAUGUCCAAACUGCCCACUUAUCUCGAGUCGGUGCUACACAUGUCCAUCGAAAUGAUAGCAAAUGGGUUAACGAAUGGCAUUAUAACGGCUGUAGUCUAUGUGGCGUUGAGUGUAUCGCUCACAUCAUUUGGAUUCAUAUCUGAUUGGAUCGGACAGAAACGGCUCAUCAAUGAUACCCUUUCCCGCAAAAUAUUUGAGACGAUCGCUUUGGGCGGACCGGCUGUUUGUCUGGCACUCAUACCACUAGUCAAAUGCGAUCUCACUUUAGUGAUCGUACUGUUAGUCAUAGCAAUGAUUAUAUUUGGUUUGAACGCCGGCGGCGAUAAGCCAGUGGUUGUGGACAUAGCGCCCGACCAUUCGGGCACUAUAUAUGGCAUAACCAAUGCCAUCGCUAGUUUGCCCGGUAUUUUAGCGCCUCUAUAUGUGGGCUACUUCUUGGAAGGAAGUUAUGGGAGUCUUAAGCAGUGGAAUAUAGUCUUCUACUCUUCGGCCGGUUUUUACAUUUUUGGUUUAGUUUUCUUCAUUAUUUUU